This is a messenger RNA of Anopheles coluzzii, 1825 nucleotides long. Its product is annotated as mitochondrial sodium/calcium exchanger protein-like. The coding region runs from base 1 to 1818 and encodes 605 amino acids. Gene Ontology annotation, molecular function: calcium:sodium antiporter activity. NCBI's taxonomy places the organism in Eukaryota, Metazoa, Arthropoda, Insecta, Diptera, Culicidae. Gene Ontology annotation, biological process: transmembrane transport; monoatomic cation transport; intracellular calcium ion homeostasis. Gene Ontology annotation, cellular component: membrane. The transcript is spliced from 3 exons. The record is from RefSeq and is a predicted model, not a curated record.
AUGUUCUUUACAUUACCAUCUCCCAAAAAGUCUACGAUGGAUCCAGUUGUGACUUUGCUUGACCUAGCCCAGAACUCAACGCCCCGCUAUGAAGCUCACCAGAACAUCUUCGUAUCGCUCCGUGCGCAACCGUGCAGUAACGUGCACUCCGUCCUCGAGGAUGAGCGAUGUCUCUUCGUGCGGGAAACGGAGGAGUGCCGUGAGUCGAUGCACUACCUCGACUACAUGCACUUUGUCUACUGCAUCGUCGACAGUUCCAACUUGCUUCUGUUCGCGUCGGCCAUUGUUGCUUUGCUCCUCUUCGUGCUGCUACUCGGAACGCUCAUCUACCAUCUCUGCGUAACGCGCUACGUCGACAGCGUACUGUACGUGGCUAAAUCAUGGCGGCUGAACGAAUACAUUGCCGGUGUCACCCUGCUUACCUACGGCAAUGGUUUAGCCCAAGUGCUAUCAGAGCUAAAGCACCACACAUCCGGCGACACCGAGCUGAUCUACAACCAGUAUCUUGGCACUGCCGUUUAUCAAGUUUCCUUCCUAGCCGCACUCGUCAUUUGGACGGGUUCGUUUGCCAUCUAUCCGGAGGUGAUCGUGCCCAAUCUCAUCAGUCUCAUGAUCGUAUCGCUUCUCGUAGAAGAGUUUAUGUACGAUGAGCAGGUAGGAAUCGUGCAGACCACUACCUUGGGUGUGCUUUACCUUGCGUUUCUUGGAGCACUCUACACAACCGCUCGUGUGAUGGAUCGUGAGGGAAUUCGCUCGCGCAGUCAGAUAGACAUACGAGAUGCUGAUGGGAAGGUGUUUGACACUGAACUGACUGCAACGGUGGGAAACGUGGAUCAAGAGCAAAGUGCCAGUUGGCUAGAACAUGUCUGGCAGGGGUUGAGGACAUUUCGCGAAGAAGAAUUUCGUGCAGCACCGUGGUACAGGCAGGUGUAUCUCCUCUGCAGCAUUCCUGUGGAGGUUGUAGCGGUUCUGCUUUUACCUAAGGUGAACUUUGCGUUACCCUUACACGGUUGGAAUAAGUGUCUAUUCAUCGUGAAUCUGAUCCUAUUUCCAUUGUUUCUCAUCGGCACGGCACUCGGUAAGUCACCUCAACACACACUUGUUGUCCUUUUCUCAUCUAUUCUAUGCAUCCUUCUUUCAGUGGACAUGAUUUCCAGUGAGAAUCUAGGUUGGAUUUGCCUCGGAAGUCUCAUAGGCUCUGCCUGCUUCAGUGUGAUCGUCUGUUCCACAUCCUGUUACGAUCGCAAGCCUCCAUUUUUCACCUGCAUUGGGUUGUUUGCCAUUUUCGGUACCUCGUACGUAAUCAUGCUUCUGUCUUAUGAGCUGAUUGCCAUCCUGGAGGCAUUGUCCAUCAUCGCGAACGUUUCCUCAGCGUCCUUUGCCAUAACGAUACUCGCCUGGGGCAGCUGUUGGAUCGAUUUGAUAACAUUACGUACGCUAGCUGUGCGUGGAUACUCCCGGUUAGGCUUUGCCGCCUGUUUAGGUGCACCCGUUUUCAAUAUUUUAAUCGGACUCUGUACCGUGUUUUGUGUGCAAAUGAUACGAUCCGGCACGACCCAGAUUCACGUGCGCGAUGGAACUUCCGGUCCGACCUGUGCGAUCUAUCUGUUCGUCACUUCGAUGACAAUCUUGCUGUCGGUGCUGUUCACACGCUUCGAGGCUCGGAAAAGCAUUGCCUUCUGUUUAACGACGCUUUACGUCACGUUCCUCGCGUACGUUGCGUUCUGUGAGUUUGAGGUUACGCAUGGCUACGGUACGGAUCACAACGACGAUGGGGAAUACUUCCUGGACCGAGUCCCGGGACGCCGUGAGCACUAGAAGCAAA